Molecule: messenger RNA, 2577 nt
Organism: Mus pahari (shrew mouse)
Lineage: Eukaryota; Metazoa; Chordata; Mammalia; Rodentia; Muridae
Gene: Dok4
Product: docking protein 4
Exons: 9
Coding region: 329-1306 (325 amino acids)
Biological process (GO): cell surface receptor protein tyrosine kinase signaling pathway; positive regulation of MAPK cascade
Cellular component (GO): cytoplasm
Source: RefSeq, a predicted model, not a curated record
GAACCGGCUACCUCCCGAGUCUCCGCUGGAUCCGGAGCUGGUGGCUGCGCUUCACUCUAGUCUACAACCGGAGCCGCGCGCCGCCACCCUACCUUCUCCUCCGGGCCGCGCCGAGACGCGGGCAUGAGCCCGCCCCGCGUCCCGCGGAGCCGGAGCCAGCGCCCCGGCCCGGGCCUCGGCGCCUAGGAGCUGGGCGAAGGAUCUGCUAGAACAAUGCUGAGGUGGGGGAGGUGAGGAGUGUCUUAAACAGGUGAUCGGGGACACCAAGCCACCUGGGCACCCCUCCGGGACUCAGCCGAGCCGGCACCCCAAAGACAGCGGGGCAACCAUGGCGACCAAUUUCAACGACAUCGUCAAGCAAGGCUAUGUGAAGAUGAAGAGCAGAAAGCUGGGGAUUUACCGGAGGUGCUGGCUGGUGUUCCGGAAAUCUUCCAGCAAGGGACCCCAGCGACUGGAGAAGUAUCCUGAUGAGAAGUCAGUGUGCCUCCGAGGCUGCCCCAAGGUGACUGAGAUCAGCAACGUCAAGUGUGUCACACGGCUCCCUAAGGAGACCAAGAGGCAGGCGGUGGCCAUCAUAUUCACGGACGACUCCGCUCGCACCUUCACUUGUGACUCAGAGCUGGAGGCAGAGGAGUGGUACAAGACACUGUCCGUGGAAUGUCUGGGAUCACGGCUCAAUGACAUCAGCCUGGGAGAGCCUGACCUCCUGGCCCCAGGAGUACAGUGUGAGCAGACAGAUCGCUUCAACGUCUUCCUGUUACCCUGCCCCAACCUGGACGUGUAUGGGGAGUGCAAGCUGCAGAUCACUCAUGAGAACAUCUACCUCUGGGACAUACACAACCCCCGCGUGAAGCUCGUCUCGUGGCCCCUCUGCUCUUUGCGCCGUUAUGGCCGAGAUGCCACGCGCUUUACCUUUGAGGCGGGCAGGAUGUGUGACGCUGGGGAAGGACUCUAUACCUUCCAGACACAGGAAGGGGAGCAGAUUUACCAGCGGGUUCAUAGUGCCACCCUGGCCAUCGCCGAGCAGCACAAGCGAGUCCUGCUGGAGAUGGAGAAGAAUGUGAGGCUGCUGAACAAGGGCACUGAACACUACUCCUAUCCCUGCACACCCACGGCCAUGCUGCCCCGCAGUGCGUACUGGCACCACAUCACAGGUUCUCAGAACAUUGCUGAAGCCUCCAGCUAUGGUGAAAGCUAUGGGGCAGCCCAGGCCAGCUCAGAAACAGACCUCCUGAACAGAUUCAUCUUGCUUAAGCCAAAGCCCAGUCAGGAGGACAGCAGUGAGGCCAAGACCCCUUCCCAGUGACAGCCAGGCUGGCGAGAACUCAUGAUUUGCUGGGCCGCCUGUUGGAAGGCUCACUGCCGCAGCCCAUGGACAGCCUCAAGGAGCUGGUGGCCAAGAGCCAGAGGAGAGCAAGCUGUCCCUCCUUGCCCUCAAGGGUGAGGCUGGACCUCAGCACAUGGCUGGCCACACCACCUGAGCAUGAGGGGCUAAGAGCCACCAUGGGACUAUACACUGUUAAUGGUUUUAAUAUAUAUGGCUUAUAACAUAUUCUGUAUAAACGAGGCUUCCCUCUAUCCCUCCCCACCAACACAUACCCAUUUUUUAAUUCCACGACCAGGCAUGGUCAAGGUUGUUUUUGAGUAUGAGGGCGGCAGUGCCUGUCCUCAGUGAUACAAUUCUCCUGCUGCCAAGAUGGCUUAGGCUGCCAGGGUCAGAGGAGGGGGGACAAUCAGACUGGUGCUGUCUGCUGGCUCUUCCUCAGAAGCCCAAGGGCCAGGACAGCAGGUAGCUUCUGUCCUCUGAGCCUACAGUGACACAGGAAGUCCUAAACUUCACUGUACCACGUGGCAGCCUUGCACUUGGAAAUGUUAAGCAGAGGUGGCAUCUGGCUUUUAAAUGCACUUUCUGCACUGGCCCCUUCCUGCUCAGUAGGCUGAAGAUGUCUUUGGGCGGGGCUCCCGUUACCUCAGCAGCAGAAGAUGGUUGGGGCCAGCCUGGAGGGAGGACUGCAGCGGGACUGCUGUGGGGAGCACCUUGCUGCUCUCCUUCACUGACCAGGGGUAUAGUGCUCCAGCAGGGGGAGUCCCUUGCCCGGGCCAGCCACCCCAGGCCAGAUUCCAAAACUAAGACCUUCCUAUAUCCCCACACGGUGCUGAGGCUCCCUGCUGAAAUGCAAUUAAAGCAAUUGAUUUUCUAGUGCUGGUAUUUAUUGACUACCGUGCAGAAGGGCUAUCUUUAUAUUCACAUCAAACCUUUUGUUGCGUGUUUCUGUUUUUUAAUACUUUAGGGUUCUGACUUGUGGGAAUAGACCUUGUAAAUAACCACUGUUCACAUGUGUGGUGGAAUGACAAGGGGGGGUCCCUCCCAGGGGGUGCCCUAGAGCCAGGGAGGUGGCACAGCCAGCCCAACUCUGUGACCCAGGAAAUGACCACCCAGAGGUCAGCUAGUUUGUACAAGAAAUGGGCCCAACCCUUUGGGAGGGAGGCAGAACUGGCUCAGUUAGUGGCACGAUGACGCAUGAAGGAGAUUGUUGUGCUCUUUAUUGCCAAAAAUAAAAACUUUUAAAAAGACAA